AUGUUUUGUGUUACCUGCAGAUUAAAGAAGAAUCGGUUGGUGGGAACGAAGCUGUUUGCUGGAGAGCCAUUGAGUGGGGGUAGAUAUUACGGGGCUCAAACAAACCUGCGCGUAUAUGGGCAAGCGGCGCGGUGCAUCGGGGGCUACGCGCGCGUCGUCACGAUGGCGACUCAACUGUUGAGCGAGCAGCCGAACGCCCUGCUGCUCAACGGGGGCCACAACACGCACGGCACCGUCUGGGACACCGUCCACGGCCACGAGGUCGCCGCCGAGCUGCUCAACCGCCUGCCCUGGGACGCCUUCACGCUGGGGCCGCGCGACUUCGACCAGGGGCCGGAGGGCGUGGCGCCGCUGGCCAAGGCGCUCAAGGCCCCGGUCGUCGUGGCCAACAUGGACGCGUCCAAGGAGCCGGCGAUGGAGGGCGUGACGCAGGCGUCGGUGGUGGCGGAGCGCGGCGGCCGCAAGGUGGGCGUCGUGGGCGCCGUCAACCCGGACUGCGAGAAGCUGAAGGACGCGGGCGUGGAGAUCAUCGUGGUGCUGUCGAGCGCGGGCAUCGACGCGGACGAGGAGAUGGCCAAGUCGGACCCCAACGUCGACAUCGUCGUCAGCAGCGGGCGCAUCCUUCUGUACAACGGCACGCCCCCUGACGGCUCCACGCCGUACGACCAGUAUCCCAUGAUGUUCGAGCAGCCGUCCGGCCGCAAGGUAGCUGUGGUGCAAGCUGGUCACGACUCGAAGUACUUGGGCAAUUUGACCGCCUUCUUUGACGACGCCGGGAACUUGGAGUCGGCUGUGGGAAAUCCUGUGUAUUUGGACCGAUCAACGGCGGCGGCGCUGGAGCCGCUGGCGAAGGCGGUGGCGGCGGCGGCGGAGUCGGUGGUGGGGCGGUCGGCCGUGCUGCUGGAGCAGGCCAACGACGUCUGCCAGGAGGGCGAGUGCAACCUGGGCUCGUUCGUGGCGGACGCCUACGUGCGCGCCUACGCAGGCCGGGGGCUGCCUGGCUGCUGGACGCUCGCGGCCAUCGGCAUCACCAACUCCGGCGGCCUGCGCGCGCCCAUCCAGCAGGGCGACGUGACGCUGGGCGACGUGAUGCGCACGUUGCCGCACGGCAACACCGUCUCGCUGGCGGAGGUGCGCGGGGAGCUGCUGCGGGCCGCGCUGGAGCAGGCCGUGUCGCCCGUGCCCCCGCCGGGCCCGCGCCCGCGCCCGCGCCGGCCCUCGCGCCCGCGCCGUCGCUCGCUGCAGGUGUCGGGGCUGCGCGUCACGUACGACCUGCGGCGGCCGGCCGGCCAGCGCCUCGGUGACGUGGCCGCGCUCUGCCACCGCUGCCAAGUGCCCAGGUACGAGCCCCUGCAGCCCGACGCGUGGUACCCGGUGGCCAUCAACAGCUACCUGCUGCGCGGGGGCGACGGCUUCGACGUGUUCACGCAGAGCCGCGUGGUGGACGAGGGCCCGCACGACCUCUCCGUCGUCAUGCGCUAUCUGCAGAAGCAGAGCCCGGUGGUGCAGCCGCGCGACGGCCGGAUAACCGUCGAAGGUUUCUUCAGCGAUCCCGCCGAGAACCCUGACGAAGGUGAAACAGCACCAAAUGUUGAAGUCAAAAUCUCACGCGGAAAGAUUCGAUACGGAAGAUUGGACAAGAACAUAAAAGUGGAGAUUCCACAAGAUGUGCUUCCAGAUUUGCUUCUACAAUAAAUAGCUAAUGGAAACUAAAGGUAAUAUUGAAGAGAUAGAGCUUAUCUUUCCUGAAGACAUUUCGAGAUUACUGCACGAAGCACUACAAAUAUAUCUACGUAAUCGACAAUAAACCUAAUUAUUUAAUUAAUAUUUUUAUUUUCCAUAACAGAUUAACAAAGUGUUGUAUUUUAAUUCUGUUUAGCGUAAAUGGAGAAAUGAAACAGUUGACAUUUAAGUUUCUAAUCUGAUGAGCUUCACAGGACCCGCGCAAUUAAGGUUGUAAAAUAUUUGUAUCAAUCUGUCUUAAACAUAUUGGAUUAUUAAAUUGUUUGUUGUAAUCGUGCAUUGCAUUUCACUGAUUAAUUCAAUAGUUUUCAUUGCUUUCUUGUCGCAAGGCAAUGAGUGAAAUCAACAAUUCACUACUGACAAUAUUGGACGAAAACCAUUUUUGUGUGACUAUAUAUUUGAGCAUAGUAAGAAUAAACCGUACGGGUGAACCAGGUAACAAAGCAAUGCUAUCAGCAUUUCGUGUUUCUUGUUUGCGACUUACCGUGGUGUUUAAGUUUUUUAACUACAUAUCAUACCUAAUCUACCCUAACCCAAUUGUGAAUAUAUUUCAGUACAAAUAAAAGUUAACCAG
Gryllus bimaculatus (two-spotted cricket) is the source of this 2317-nucleotide messenger RNA. The record is from the annotation of a GenBank genome assembly. Lineage: Eukaryota; Metazoa; Arthropoda; Insecta; Orthoptera; Gryllidae.